Messenger RNA from Populus nigra (black poplar), 660 nucleotides. RefSeq lists its product as uncharacterized. The coding region runs from base 209 to 436 and encodes 75 amino acids. NCBI's taxonomy places the organism in Eukaryota, Viridiplantae, Streptophyta, Magnoliopsida, Malpighiales, Salicaceae. The record is from RefSeq and is a predicted model, not a curated record. The transcript has a single exon.
AAGAGUCGAAAUGCAGAGAAUUUCCUCUUUCCAUCGCUUUCCUUCCCUUUCCGCAAUACUACAGUAUUUCAUGAAGAAACCGUGUUUUCUCUCUCUCUCACUUGCAAUCCAUGUAUAAAUACUUGUCGAGACGUUCAAAAGUCAGGCAGGCAGGCGGGUAUACAAGACCUGAAGUGUUGUUUCUUUAAAGAAGAUCUGGUCACUUUCAAUGGAGAACAACAACAAUAGCAGAUGCAGGGAUGGGGAUGGGGAUCGUGGGUGUGUAGGGUUUCCAGCUCACAGCCAGGUUAUAAAGAUCAAGCAAGAAUUCGAAAAAAUCAAGCAUACAUCUCCGCAGCAGCUAGAGAAGAGAGGGGUUAUAAGAUGCAGGAUCUAUGGGCAGCGAUCACGUUCGCCUCUGGGUCUAGCCGAGAGACCCAUCUCAGUAGGCAACUAAGUUGUAACAGAGAGUUCAUCAGAAUAACAUGAAAAUGGAAGAUCGUGCUCUGUUGUGCAUAAAGCUAGGCAGGAAGCUAGUGUUAAUUAGUUCUAGGAAUCAAAAUAACAAAAUCACUUCCUUGUGUGUGACUUGGAUUUUGUCAAGCACCCAGCUGCUGCUGUGCAUAUCUUUGAUGUUAUAUGACAAGGCUAGGGACCUCGAGGAAAGCUUUAAUUUCCUAA